UGUCUUCCUCCUGUACACCUUUACCUAUGUCUCUGCAUAUCUUGUUCAAUUUUUUCAUUAUCAUCCUUUCAGUAGACUUAGUUCUAUCAGCAGAGUCAAAAUAUGAAGCCUGCAAGCCUAAAAACUGUGGUACUGGUCCAAAUAUAAGCUAUCCAUUCUAUAUCAGAAAAAACCACACAGACUAUUGUGGUCAUCCUGGAUUCAAUGUUCUAUGUGAGAAUCGCAAGCCAAUUUAUAAGACCUCUCGUGCUCAUUACAUCAUCCAAAACAUUAACUAUGAAAACCAGUCAUUUCGGUUAAUUGAUACAGAAAUACUCGACUCUACUUGCCCCACUCCUAGUAAAAACUAUACAUUUGAUCGAUCUUCGGUCGAUUUUAGUCCUUACCAUGCUGAUAUCUUCUUUUUCUAUAACUGCAAUACCUCAAUUUCUGCUAACUAUAAAGAAUCUGGGAUUCCCUGCAAUGGCAAGUCCAAGAAUGAAACAUUUAUUGCAUUAGUACCUAGAGAUGAGCCUUUGAAUUGGAACCUAAAAGCUUGUGAAUCUAUAGUUGCUGCACCUGUUCAAUUAGAACAAGAGAACAUCAAUCAAACAAUAGUACACGUUGACUACAAGAAGUUGUUAAAAAAUGGGUUUACUUUGAAGUGGAUUGGAUUAGGAUAUAGUUGCGGUGAAUGUCAAAGAAGUGGUGGCCAUUGUGGAUUUGAAGAGGGAAACAGUGUAUGUUAUUGUCCUGAUGGAUCCCAUCCUAAACACUGUAAUGAUGGUAAGGCAUUUUUGUGUUAAUUUGUGCUCUGUGUUUGAUUUUUU
Molecule: messenger RNA, 809 nt
Organism: Jatropha curcas
Lineage: Eukaryota; Viridiplantae; Streptophyta; Magnoliopsida; Malpighiales; Euphorbiaceae
Source: RefSeq, a predicted model, not a curated record